AGGAGCUGAGGACAGGCACCAGGGAGGGCAAAUCCCCACGGCAGAACCUUGUGGAAGAGGCCAUUUGCAGUGGCUCCACAGCACAGGAAUCCCACGGGGAGGAAAAGCUGCAGAGAUCCCUCAGGAGGAGGGGCUGCAAACGCGGAUUGAGGGGAUCUGAAGAGGAAAGACCCGGCCUGGGCCGGGCAGGCGGCCGGAGAUCGAGCCAGGGCUCGGACAUGGUUGUCCGUGAGCAGCUUCAUGAUGGGGAGAAGCGCCACAAGUGCUUGGAGUGUGGGAUGAACUUCAGAUGGAGGUCCAGCCUGAUCUACCACCAGAUGAUCCACACUGGGGAGAGACCCUACGAGUGUUCUGAGUGUGGGAAGAGAUUUAGACUCAGUUCCCAACUAAUCCGACACCAGAUGAUCCAUACUGGGAAACUACCCUAUGAGUGUGGGGAGUGUGGGAAGGGAUUCACAGUCAGAUGGAGCCUGAUCCGCCACCAGAUGAUCCACACUGGGGAGAGGCCCUGCGAGUGUUCUGAGUGCGGGAAGACGUUUCAGACCAUCUACACCCUGACCCGUCACCAGGUGACCCACACCAGAGAGCGGCCCCACAAGUGUGAUCAAUGCGGGAAGAGGUUUCAGCUCACCUCCGCUCUCCUCGUGCACCAGCGCACGCACACAGACGAGAAGCCCUUCCGCUGCCCUGACUGCGGGAAGGGCUUCAGGCAAAAUUCCCAUCUUGUCAGGCACCAGCGCAUCCACACUGGGGAGAGGCCCCACGAGUGUGAGGAGUGUGGGAAGAGCUUUAGCCGGAGCUCCCACCUCAUCUGCCACCAGAGGACCCACACAGGCGAGAGGCCCUACAAGUGUGAGGAGUGUGGGAAGAGCUUUAGGCAGGACACCAACCUGAUCUGCCACCAGAACAUCCACACUGGGAAAAGGCCGUACAAAUGUGGAGAGUGUGGGAAGGGCUUCAGCCAGCGUGCCAACCUGAUCUCCCACCAAAAGAUCCACACUGGGGAGAGGCCCUACGAGUGUUCUGAGUGUGGGAAGAGGUUUCCCACUGUUACCGCUCUCCACAUCCACUACCGUUCACACACGGAGGAGAGGCCUUUCCACUGCUCUGACUGCGGGAAGAGCUUCAGGCACAACUCCAGCCUCAUCAUCCAUCGGCGCAUCCACACCAGGGAGAGGCCGUACAAGUGUGAGGAGUGUGGGAAGAGCUUCUCCCACGGCUCAGCCUUCACCAAACACCAACAGAGGCACCAGUAAGGGAAGCCCUGAUUUCUGAUUCCCAACCCUUGGCCCAAUGGAGGAGGCGGAGGCUGUG
Messenger RNA from Ficedula albicollis (Collared flycatcher), 1314 nucleotides. Its product is annotated as zinc finger protein 239-like. Lineage: Eukaryota; Metazoa; Chordata; Aves; Passeriformes; Muscicapidae. The record is from RefSeq and is a predicted model, not a curated record. Gene Ontology annotation, biological process: negative regulation of transcription by RNA polymerase II; regulation of cytokine production; regulation of immune system process. Bases 219 to 1256 code for a protein of 345 amino acids. The transcript is spliced from 2 exons.